Molecule: messenger RNA, 1074 nt
Organism: Arabis nemorensis
Lineage: Eukaryota; Viridiplantae; Streptophyta; Magnoliopsida; Brassicales; Brassicaceae
Source: the annotation of a GenBank genome assembly
AUGUGCUGGUGUUUUACUUCGUUUACUUGGCCGUUGCCGGAGAAAUCCUCCCCGGAAAAGUUAUUCGCGGCGCUCUUUUAUCAGAUGGCUCUCAGCUUCGUUACCGAUGCAAUGGUUGUUUUUGAAUCUGGUUUAUUUGCACUGACAUUGUUGGUCGCUAUUUUGGGAAUCUGUGCAAAACUCGGGAUUGUAUCACCUCUUGUGGUUGCUGAUAGAGGACUUGAGCUACUCUCAGCUGCUUUUAUUUUCUGUGUCUUGGUGACAUUAGCAUUGUAUGUUUCUGGCCGCAGUUCAUCGGAUAAGAGUUCUUCUCUAAAGCCUCAUGUCUCAGGAAAUCUUGUACAUGACUGGUGGUUUGGAAUACAGCUGAAUCCUCAGUUUUUGAGCAUUGAUCUCAAGUUUUUCUUUGUCAGAGCUGGGAUGAUGGGAUGGCUGCUUAUCAAUCUCUCUAUUCUGGCAAAAAGUGUGCAGGAUGGUUCCUUGAGUCAGUCGAUGAUUCUUUACCAGAUUUUCUGUGCGUUAUAUAUAUUGGACUACUUUGUUCAUGAAGAAUACAUGACCUCUACAUGGGACAUAAUUGCAGAGAGAUUGGGCUUCAUGCUGGUGUUUGGAGACCUCCUCUGGAUUCCUUUCACUUUUAGCAUUCAGGGCUGGUGGCUUUUGCACAACAAAGUAGAACUAACAGUUCCUGCUAUUGUAGCCAAUUGCUUUGUAUUCUUAAUAGGAUACAUGGUUUUCCGAGGGGCUAACAAACAAAAACAUAUCUUCAAGAAGAACCCUAAAACACCUAUAUGGGGUAAGCCUCCAGUGGUUGUUGGUGGAAAGUUGCUUGCUUCAGGCUACUGGGGAAUCGCAAGGCACUGUAAUUACCUUGGCGACUUGAUGCUUGCUCUUUCCUUCAGUUUGCCCUGUGGAAUAAGUUCUCCGGUCCCAUAUUUCUACCCGAUAUAUCUUCUGAUACUGUUGAUAUGGAGAGAACGAAGAGACGAGGUUCGAUGUGCAGAAAAGUACAAAGAGAUUUGGGCAGAGUAUCUUAGACUUGUCCCAUGGAGAAUACUUCCUUACGUCUAUUAA